This is a messenger RNA of Suillus discolor, 261 nucleotides long. RefSeq lists its product as uncharacterized. Lineage: Eukaryota; Fungi; Basidiomycota; Agaricomycetes; Boletales; Suillaceae. Bases 1 to 261 code for a protein of 86 amino acids. The transcript has a single exon. The record is from RefSeq and is a predicted model, not a curated record.
AUGUUCACUAGAUUAACCUCUCUCGGACCAUUCUAUCCACCAUGGGUGGAGUUGAUUGUGAACACUGUCCGUUAUGUACCACAACUUACAGAUGACCAACACCAUAUAGUAUGGAAUCUACUUACAGAAUUCGCUGACGUAUUUGCAUUGUCGACAAGGGAAGUGAAACAGGUAGAUUUCGUUAAGUUCCGGUUGUCAAUACCUCCAGAUGCAGGAUUCUCCAAGAAAGUCCACCAAUGCCUGCUAACACAACCACAGUGA